This is a messenger RNA of Hyposmocoma kahamanoa, 652 nucleotides long. RefSeq lists its product as uncharacterized. The coding region runs from base 44 to 643 and encodes 199 amino acids. NCBI's taxonomy places the organism in Eukaryota, Metazoa, Arthropoda, Insecta, Lepidoptera, Cosmopterigidae. The transcript has 2 exons. The record is from RefSeq and is a predicted model, not a curated record.
AGUUCAAUAGCUAUUAUAAGUGCUUUCGUAAUGGAAAACGACCAUGAUGAAUUGUUCGAUUUUAUCGAAAAUGUCGAGACUUGGAGAAUAUGAUGUUUUUGAAGAUCCAAUUCCGCCGACGCCUCAUCAACCAAAUAUGUACCUAAGAAACAUCAAAGACCCGUUCGAGUACUAUGAUGACAGGGAGUUAAAAAAUAGGUACCGAUUUCGCAAAGAAACUGCGAAAUAUUAUAAUACCGCUCUUGGAAAAUGGGGCAACAGCUUCUUUAACGCAGAGGGGCCUGCCUAUUGGUUUGGAGGUGCAAGUCCUAAUAGCUUUGCGAUUCUUUGCGACGGGGAGCAUCCAGGUUGUUGUGGGAGACUUGCACUACAUUUCUCAACCGUUUGUAGAAUUAUUAAAUUGAUUGCUACAAACCUUGCCAAUUUAGUUGACAGAUUUAUCAAAUUUCCUGAUAAUUUGCAAGCUGUAUCAGAGAGAUUCCAAAAUACAAGCCACCGCUAUCCUGGCUUAAGACAUAUAAUUGAGGCAAUUGAUUGUUCCCAUGUUAAAAUCAAUAGACCACGACUCAUAGAACAUUCAGAGUCAUACAGAAAUAGAAAAGGCUAUUUCUCAAUAAAUGUACAGGUUAGUAAUUGCUUAUAACGAAGGAUA